AUGGAAAGGUUAGGAAAUUUAAAGACUUACCAUUUCCCCCCAGAAAAUAAUGAUGAUGACAGCUCUCAGAGUCCGGAUUCAUCACCAAUAGGCGGUUCGACUACACCGAACCUUCUUUCCCAAAAUUCAGAUGAACAAGGAAAACAAAUGUCUAGAACACCAAGAAGAGUAUCAUCUACUAAUGAAUAUGACGAUCCAUUCUCUAAUGCAGAAAUAUAUUACGGACCUGAAACUGACCCAAGAAAGACUACAGUCAAAUACCUGAAGCCUGGCACGAAAUUAAAUAGAACAAGAACAAUGAGUGUCUUUGGUAAUAUAUCUACCUCUAGACAAACUAUGUUAGAUGACCAUUACUUAAGGAGACGUGGUUCAGAAGAUGAUAGUUAUUUAAGUAGUAAAGGGAAUCGUCGUUUUUUCAUUGAAAAUGUCGAUGCUACUUUGGAAGAAUUACUUAGAAAUGAAGAUACUGACAGAAAUUAUCAAAUCACUAUUGAAGAUAAAGGUCCAAAAGUUAUUAAAGUCGGUACUGCAAAUUCCUUUGGGUUUAAUCACAUUAGUAUUAGAGGUACUUAUAUGCUUUCUAAUCUAUUACAAGAAUUAACCAUCGCUAAGAGUUUUGGUAGACAUCAAAUAUUUUUAGAUGAAGCAAGAAUUAAUGAAGAUCCAGUUAAUAGAUUAUCUCGGUUAAUCACUAACCAAUUCUGGAAUAGUCUAACAAGAAGGAUCGAUUUAUAUAAUAUUGGUGAGAUGGCUAGCGACGGUAAAAUCGAUACACCUGAGGCAAAGAAUCCCAGAGUAUACGUUCCACAUAAUUGUCCGGAACAAUAUGCUUUCUAUAUUCAAGCUGCACAAAUGAAUCCUUCUUUGAAAUUAGAAGUCGAAUAUUUACCAGAAGCAAUCACUCCGGAGUACGUCAAAUCAUUAAACAGAACACCAGGGCUGUUAGCUUUAGCUAUGGAAGAACAUGUAAAUCCUUCAACCGGUGAGGCAUCUUUGAUAGGUUAUCCUUAUGCUGUUCCUGGUGGUAGAUUCAACGAAUUAUACGGCUGGGACUCUUAUAUGAUUGCAUUAGGUUUACUGGAAAGUAAUAAAGUCGACGUUGCCAAAGGUAUGGUCGAACAUUUUAUGUUUGAAAUUAAACACUACGGUAAGAUACUGAAUGCAAACAGAAGUUACUACCUUUGUAGAUCGCAACCGCCGUUUCUGACAGAUAUGGCUAAUAUCGUCUUCGAUAGAAUCGGAGGGGAUAAUAACCCAAGUGCCAUUAAUUUUAUAAAGAGAGCAUUCGUUUCUGCUAUUAAAGAGUAUAAAUCAGUUUGGAUCUCUGAGCCAAGAUAUGACCAAGAAACUGGUUUGUCUUGUUAUCAUCCAGAUGGUAUUGGUAUUCCCCCAGAAACGGAACCUGAUCACUUUGAUACUAUACUGUAUCCUUAUACUAAGAAAUAUAAUUGCUCUUUGGAAGAACUUAGAAAAAUGUAUAACAAUGGUGAUAUAAAAGAACCAGCACUAGACGAAUUCUUCCUCCAUGAUCGUGCGGUGAGAGAGUCGGGACACGAUACCACCUACAGAUUUGAAGGUGUCUGUGCCUAUUUGGCUACAAUCGAUUUAAAUUCUCUACUUUAUAAGUAUGAGACUGAUAUUGCGGAUGCCAUUGAAAAAUACUUUGGUGAUAAGUUUGUUGAUCCAAACGAUUAUUCUGUGUCAACAUCUGCUGAUUGGAGAAAAUUAGCUAACCAAAGAAAGGAGAGAGUAAACAAAUACAUGUGGGACGAAGAGUCCGGCUUCUUUUUUGAUUAUAAUGUACAUAUCAAAAAAAGAACUUCGUAUGAAUCAGCAACAACUUUCUGGGCUUUGUGGUCUGGAUUAGCAACUCCCCAUCAAGCACAAGUAAUGAUAGAAAAGACUCUUCCAAAACUAGAGGUUCUGGGUGGUUUAGUUUGUUGCACCGAGAGAUCAAGAGGUCCUAUUUCAAUCAACAGACCAUUCAGGCAAUGGGACUACCCAUUUGGAUGGGCUCCACAUCAAAUAUUGGCAUGGAAGGGUCUAGAGGAUUAUGGUUAUAAAGGUAUUGCUACAAGAUUGUCUUAUCGUUGGUUGUUCAUGAUGACGAAGGCUUUUGUUGAUUUUAACGGUAUUGUGGUAGAAAAAUAUAAUGUUACAAGUGGUAUUGACCCUCAUCGUGUGGAGGCUGAGUAUGGUAACCAAGGUGCAGAUUUUAAGGGGGUAGCAAAAGAAGGUUUUGGCUGGGUAAAUUCAAGUUACUUAUUGGGACUUAAGUACAUGGACAGUCAUGCUAGGAGAGCUUUAGGUACUUGCAUUCCACCAGAUCCUUUCUUUAAAAAUCUGAGACCAGAUCAAAUGAAAACUUAUGAUUUAUAG
Molecule: messenger RNA, 2379 nt
Organism: Maudiozyma barnettii
Lineage: Eukaryota; Fungi; Ascomycota; Saccharomycetes; Saccharomycetales; Saccharomycetaceae
Product: alpha,alpha-trehalase
Exons: 1
Coding region: 1-2379 (792 amino acids)
Biological process (GO): trehalose catabolic process
Cellular component (GO): cytoplasm
Molecular function (GO): calcium ion binding; alpha,alpha-trehalase activity
Source: RefSeq, a predicted model, not a curated record